UCAAUUUUACAGGGUGUAUAUUUUAACAGAGUUUAAAACAAGAGGUAACGGACUGAAAGUGAGGUUAGUCUGCAGUCACAGCUGGGACAGGAAGCACGUGACUCCUGAGAGGGGAGUUUGGGCCAAAGCCUCAUUAUACUUGCUGAACGGGUGGCAGCCCUGCCACAAGCGGCAUCUGGAAGCUGGACCCCUGGCCACCCUCCUUCCCCAUCGCAGCCACGCCCUUUAGCAGAUGACAGGCGGUUCUCGGCUGUUCCCUGGGAGCCCGUGGACGCCACUCGAGAUGUCCCCUUUUGGUGGCUGGGGACUGCUCUCGGCCUUCCUCGCCCUGCUCUGCUGCACAGGGUCUGGCGAGGAGGCAUUCGAGGUACGCAUGUGGCCAGAGCAGCUGAUGGUGGAGUCCGGGGAGUCUCAGGUGAUUAACUGUAGUACCACCUGUACCCAGCCCAACACCGGUGGUCUGGAGACCACCCUACACAAGACUCUCCUGGCGGAACAGGAUCAGUGGAAGCUGUAUGAGGUCUUCAACAUCUCCCAGGACACAGAUGUCAUUUGCCAUUUCACUUGCUCCGGGAAGCAGGAGUCCAAGAGCCUGAACAUCAGUGUGUUCCACCCUCCAAAGCAAGUGCUGCUGAAGUUAUGGCCCACUUUAGUGGCUGUAGGGAGAUCGUUCACCAUCCAGUGCAGGGUGCCCUCUGUGGCACCCCUCGAAGGUCUCACUGUCACCCUGCUCCAUGGCAGUGAGAUCGUAUACAGCCAGACCUUUGUGGGGACAACACUUUCCCCCCAAGAGGCCAUGGUCACCCACAACACCACGGCUCACCGGGAAGAUGACCGCCACAACUUCUCCUGCCGGGCCGAGAUGGACCUGCGCUCUCGCGGCGGGGACCUCAUUCACAGCGUCUCAGAUCCCCAGGCGCUCGACGUCUAUGAGCCCGCACAAGACAACCAGGUGGUGGCCAUCAUCACGGUCGUGUCAGUGCUGCUCUUCUUGUUUGUGACAUCUGUCCUGCUGUGCUUUGUCUUUGGGCAGCAGUGGCACCAGAGGCGGACAGGUACCUACGGGGUGCAAGCUGCUUGGAGGAGGCUGAGGUGGGCCUACCGGGCAUAGCCUACGUGAGCGGCAUGGCCACCAGCACGGCGGCCACUGGGACUCAGCAUGGCUCCUUAGGGCUGUGGUUCAGCCCUGGCUGAAGGACCACGACAAGCAGCAGAGGACGUCAGGGACCCUCCCUUUCCUAGUCUGAAUACAAACACCUGGACUUAACCCUGUGCCUCAGUGUCUCCUCCUGGGAAUGGUCAGGAAGGGAGCCACCAGGCCCAGCCGGACUUCGGUCUCCAAAUGUCCCCUCAGCCUCCCUCCACCCUCUCCUUCACAGGGGACUUCCAGAGCCCCGGGGAGCCCAGGCCCUGGGGCACCCCCAUGCUGACCAGCCCAGGCACCAGACGCCCACCCUCAUUGGACACUGAGCGACUCAUUCCUACUGAGGGUGGGUGGGGAGAUGCACCAUGGCCCAGAGGGGCAGAGAGACACUCUGUUCCCACGUGGCCCUCUGGGACCGCAGGCCCUCUGUGUCAGAGCAGGGCAUGGCUCUGACCUUUCCUUUCUGUCAACAGAGCCAGCUUCCAGGGGUAAGCAUGGGGGCCCCAAGGGCUCAGCUUCAGGAUCUCCUCAGCCAGGCCUCCCCCAUCACUCUGGGCCUGCAGAGAGCCACGGACAACAAACGCUGUCCUCGCCUCUUA
Aethalodelphis obliquidens (Pacific white-sided dolphin) is the source of this 1743-nucleotide messenger RNA. RefSeq names its product intercellular adhesion molecule 2 (gene ICAM2). The coding region runs from base 233 to 1111 and encodes 292 amino acids. The record is from RefSeq and is a predicted model, not a curated record. Gene Ontology annotation, molecular function: integrin binding. Gene Ontology annotation, cellular component: plasma membrane. Gene Ontology annotation, biological process: cell-cell adhesion. The transcript is spliced from 5 exons. NCBI's taxonomy places the organism in Eukaryota, Metazoa, Chordata, Mammalia, Artiodactyla, Delphinidae.